CCACUGCGCGUGCGCGCUGGGCGGACGGUUCCGGAGACGGAGCUCCCCGCCGCCUUCCGUCUCCCGCGACAGCAUGAAGACCGCCGAGGACGCCAGCGGUGCGCGCAGCGAGGGGCCGCGGGAGGUGGGCCUCUGCCUUCUCUGCGGUCUGCCGGCAGCAGGAAAAUCGACCCUCGCGCGGGCCCUCAGCCACCGGCUGCGCCAGGAGCGGGGCUGGGCCGUCGGCGUGAUCACCUAUGAUGACGUCAUGCCGGACGCGUUCCUGGAGCAGGCGAGCGCGCGGCCAUUGCCAUCGCAAUGGAAAUCGCUUCGACAGGAGCUGUUGAGGUAUCUGGAAUACUUCUUGAUGGCUGUCACAAACACGUGUCCGAUGUCUGCCCCACCCAACAGGACCGCAGCCAUGUGGGAGGAUUUUAUAACCUGCUUGAAGGAUCAAGAUCUGUUAUCUUCUGCUGUGCUGGAAACCCAGUCUUGCUACCUCUUAACGAAGACUGCUGUUUCUAGACCUUUGUUUUUGAUUUUAGAUGACAACUUUUAUUAUCAAAGUAUGAGAUACGAAGUCUACCAACUGGCUCGGAAAUAUUCAUUAGGCUUCUGCCAGCUCUUUUUAGACUGUUCUCUCGAGACCUGUUUGCAGAGGAAUGAUCAGAGACCCCAGGCUCUGCCUGCCGAGACCAUCCACCUGAUGGCAAGAAAGAUAGAAAAGCCCAACCCUGGGAAAAAUGCUUGGGAACACAACAGCCUCACAAUUCAGAGUACGCCGUGUUCUUCUGAGGCCAGCCUGAAGUUGACUGAUUUAUUGCUUACUGCUUUGGAGAAUCCAGUAAAAUAUAUUGAGGACAAUGUGGAACAAAAGGAAACAGACAGAAUCAUUUGUUCAACUAAUGUUCUGCAUCAAGCCGACCAGACGCUCCGAAGGAUUGUCUCUCAGACGAUGAAAGAGGCCAAAGAUGAACAAGUGCUUCCUUUCAACUUGAAGCUCCUAGCAGAGGAACUCAACAGGCUCAAAGCAGAGUUUUUGGAGGACCUAAGACAAGGAAACAAAAAAUACCUGUGCUCUCAGCAAACCAUCCACAUAUCAGAUGUUAUUUCUUUUUUUCAUUAUGAGAAAGACAACAUUGUCCAGAAAUAUUUUUCAAAGCCGCAUUAAAACUUCUGAACUUCCAA
Messenger RNA from Neogale vison (American mink), 1167 nucleotides. It is a transcript of the gene PSTK, whose product is annotated as phosphoseryl-tRNA kinase. The coding region runs from base 74 to 1150 and encodes 358 amino acids. Gene Ontology annotation, molecular function: kinase activity; tRNA binding. The record is from RefSeq and is a predicted model, not a curated record. The transcript is spliced from 6 exons. NCBI's taxonomy places the organism in Eukaryota, Metazoa, Chordata, Mammalia, Carnivora, Mustelidae.